This is a messenger RNA of Knipowitschia caucasica, 879 nucleotides long. NCBI's taxonomy places the organism in Eukaryota, Metazoa, Chordata, Actinopteri, Gobiiformes, Gobiidae. The record is from the annotation of a GenBank genome assembly.
AUGAAGGUCAGAUCACACCUGGUUCCCAUUGGCACAGACCAGCACAGACCAGCACAGACCAGCACAGACCGGCACAGACCGGCACAGACCGGCACAGACCGGCACAGACCAGCACAGACCAGCAUAGACCGGCACAGACCAGCACCAGCACAGACCGGUACAGACCAGCACAGACCGGCACAGACCAGCACCAGCACAGACCGGUACAGACCAGCACAGACCGGCACAGACCAGCACAGACCGGCACAGACCAGCACCAGCACAGACCGGCACAGACCAGCACCAGCACAGACCGGUACAGACCAGCACCAGCACAGACCGGUACAGACCGGCACAGACCAGCACAGACCAGCACAGACCGGCACAGACUGGCACAGACCAGCACAGACCAGCACCAGCACAGACCAGCACCAGCACAGACCGGCACAGACCAGCACCAGCACAGACCGGUACAGACCAGCACAGACCAGCACAGACCAGCACAGACCGGCACAGACUGGCACAGACCAGCACAGACCAGCACCAGCACAGACUGGCACAGACCGGCACAGACCAGCACCAGCACAGACCGGCACAGACCAGCACCAGCACAGACCGGUACAGACCAGCACCAGCACAGACCGGUACAGACCAGCACAGACCAGCACAGACCGGCACAGACUGGCACAGACCAGCACAGACCAGCACCAGCACAGACCAGCACCAGCACAGACCGGCACAGACUGGCACAGACCAGCACAGACCGGCACAGACCAGCACAGACCAGCACCAGCACAGACCAGCACCAGCACAGACUGGCACAGACCAGCACAGACCGGCACAGACCAGCACCAGCACAGACCGGUACAGACCAGCACAGACCAGCAUAGACCAGCAUAG